CUUCCGGUUUCAAGUGGUUCUUUCAACCUGGUGGCGAACGCGUGUCUGCCUGUGUUGAAGAAGUACACACAAACAAUAAUGAAUUUUUGUUGUCAUUACAUCCGUUUCUAAGGAAAAAGUUUGUUAUUCAGGUCUGAAAGAUAAUAACUAAUUUGUGGAUACGUUAAACAAAGGCAGAAAUGCCACACAAAAAGAAGAGGUCGUUCAUCGAUAAGAAGAAUGCUGUGUCCUUCCACCUUGUCCACAGAAGUCAGAGAGAUCCCCUAGCAGCGGACGAGAAGGCCCCUCAGCAUGUGCUCCUGCCAGCCACAAAAGUGGAGGCUGAGAAGCGUCGUGACGAGCAGAGGGAGUUCGGCGUGUUCUUCGACGAUGACUACAACUACCUGCAGCACCUGAGGGAGGUGGCUCAGCCCACGGAGCUGGUGGCCUCCACCUUCCCCCAGAAGAAACCCGUCGCCCUGCACGUCCGAGAGGAGGAGGAUGACGACGAGGAGGAUGAUGAAGAGGAGGUGGACGUCCAUGUUAUUCCUGCUGCCUCCAUCAACCUACCCUCGUCAGUGUUUGCCUCCGAGUUUGAGGAGAAAGUGGGGAUGCUCAACAAAGCUGCCCCUAUAUCAGGGCCCCGGUUGGAUAUGGACCCCGACAUCGUGGCUGCUCUGGACGACGACUUCGAUUACGACGACCCUGAGAACAUUCUAGAUGAUGACUUCAUCGUCAAGGCCAACACAGCCCAGGCCACAGGUGGUGGUGAUAAAGACGACAGUGAUGAUGAUGAGUGGGAGGACACGGAUGAUGAAGAGGAGAGUGGCGAGGAGGAGGGCGACUGUGACUCGAUGGGUGGCCUGUCGUACGACGGCGAUGAGGAGGGCCGGCGGGAGUUCCUGUUCAUGAAGGAGGAGACGAGGAGCCGCUUCACCGAGUACUCGCUCACCUCGUCCGUCAUGCGGCGCAACGAGCAGCUCACACUGCUGGACGACCGCUUCGAGAAGUUCUACGAGCAGUUUGAUGACGACGAGAUCGGAGCACUGGACAACGCUGAGCUGGAGGGCUUCAUCAACCCUGACAGUGAACGACUACGGGAGGUGCUCAACGACUACUUCAAACAGAGGGACCAGGACUGUCAGAAGCUAGAUGACCUCGGCCCUAAGGGGCUUGAAGGCAUCGAGGAAGAGGAGGAUGAAGAGGAAGGGCAGGAGAUGGAGACUAUCGUGGUCGAACCUCCGGCCGAGAAGUGGGACUGUGAAACCAUCAUCAGCACGUACUCUAACUUGUACAACCGCCCUAAGAUCAUAGAGGACCCUCCUAAGGCCAAAGGCAUCCGCGUGUCCGCUAAGACGGGCAUCCCCCUGGAUGUGCUGCCCAAGCGGGGGCCGACGGCGCGGCAGGUGGAGCGCAUGGAGCGCAUCAACGACUCGGACCUCCCACGGGCCGCCACGCAACAGCGCCCGCGCCAGGAGAGCACGGAGGAGCGCAAGGCCCGCAAGCAGGCCAUCAAGGAGGAGAGGAAGGAGCGGAGAACCGAGAAGAAGGCCAACAAGCUGGCGUUCAAGCAGGAGAAAGUCCUGCAGGAGAAGCAGAUGGUGGGCGUAAGGGCCAACGUUCAGGGUCUCAAGCUCUCCUAACCACAAACAACAACAAACAACAACAAAGAGCAGCAACAGCAGCCCUGCAACAAGUCCCCAUGUGCUCCCCAUCUCACUCAAAACUGAUGGACAGACUGACUUGGCUGCUCGUUUGUAAAAGAACUGACCUGACUGUAGACUUCAACAUGGUCUAUCAACACAUGGGGGACUGUGUGUGUGUGUGUGUGUGUGUGUGUGUGUGUGUUCGUGUGUUCCCCCCUGGGGUCUGUUGGAGAGUGGUGACCUCCUCUUGUAUUUAAUUUGUAUUAAACACCUUACACCCAAACAA
This is a messenger RNA of Alosa sapidissima (American shad), 1911 nucleotides long. RefSeq names its product LTV1 ribosome biogenesis factor (gene ltv1). The coding region runs from base 180 to 1622 and encodes 480 amino acids. Gene Ontology annotation, cellular component: preribosome, small subunit precursor; nucleus; cytosol. Gene Ontology annotation, biological process: ribosomal small subunit biogenesis; ribosomal small subunit export from nucleus. Lineage: Eukaryota; Metazoa; Chordata; Actinopteri; Clupeiformes; Clupeidae. The record is from RefSeq and is a predicted model, not a curated record. The transcript has 11 exons.